AUGCCGCCCAAGAAGGACGCGAAAUCUUCGGCGAAACAGCCACAAAAAACACAGAAAAAGAAAGAAGGAUCCGGUGGCGGCAAAGCCAAAAAGAAGAAGUGGUCCAAAGGAAAAGUUAGGGACAAGUUAAACAACCAGGUGUUGUUUGACAAGCCCACAUAUGAGAAGCUGUACAAAGAAGUCCCUCAGUAUAAGCUCAUCACUCCCGCCGUUGUUUCCGAAAGGCUAAAGGUCCGAGGUUCAUUAGCGAGACGAGCACUCAUUGAACUUAGGGAAAAAGGCUUAAUCAAGCAAGUGGUCCAACACCAUGGUCAGGUCAUCUAUACCAGAGCAACCAAGGGUGAUGACCCUGCGGCUUAA
Molecule: messenger RNA, 360 nt
Organism: Leptosia nina
Lineage: Eukaryota; Metazoa; Arthropoda; Insecta; Lepidoptera; Pieridae
Source: the annotation of a GenBank genome assembly